AUGCCGACACGCGACGCGCGCGCGGGACGGGCCGAAACACGAACCCCUGAACCCCCCGACCGCGACGAACGCGAAGAAUCACCACCACGGCUACGACCCAAACGAGUCACCAGACCGCCGAAUAACUAUGCCCGGGAACAGGAAGAGGAAGCUACAAGAUAUGCGUUGGGCAGUCAAACUGAACGCCGAGGGAGAGGCAGACCAAAGACCCGCAAUGAAGCCGCAGCAGAGCGCGUUGACAGCUCAGAGGACGAAACAGAAACCGGCAACAGCAACCAGCAAACGACUGAACUGCUCGCAGAGUUAGUCAAGUUACGAAGAGAAAUCAAGAGAAGGGAUGAGACCCACAGAGAAGAAUUAAGGGAAGUAAAAACUCAGUUUACGGAAGCUCUUUCUGGAAUGCAACAGGAACUAGCGGAGCUGCGUAAUAGUUGGCCACAUCCCAAACCAACCAUGACGAGACACUUCGCGAAAUUCAAUCCCUACGUACCUCUAUAA
Messenger RNA from Aspergillus calidoustus, 498 nucleotides. Lineage: Eukaryota; Fungi; Ascomycota; Eurotiomycetes; Eurotiales; Aspergillaceae. The record is from the annotation of a GenBank genome assembly.